Molecule: messenger RNA, 3953 nt
Organism: Equus caballus (horse)
Lineage: Eukaryota; Metazoa; Chordata; Mammalia; Perissodactyla; Equidae
Gene: HOXD12
Product: homeobox D12
Biological process (GO): regulation of DNA-templated transcription
Molecular function (GO): sequence-specific double-stranded DNA binding; DNA-binding transcription factor activity, RNA polymerase II-specific
Source: RefSeq, a predicted model, not a curated record
CGAGGCCGAUUGCGUUCCCCAGAGCCGCCCAAUUGGUCGCCAUAACUCACACAAUAAAGUCGCAGCGCGGUGGUCAGCCUUGCCCUCCGGCGGCGCCUGUGUGGUCUCCGUGCUGGAGCUGGCGGUCUAACCAAUUCCAGCUUGGCUCGGGGACCGCGAGGCGGGCUGCAGGCUGGGGCGGGCGCCAGUCACGGGGACGCUGCGGGUCUUGCGGCCAGAGGCAGGAGAGGAGGACCCCUAGUCCUUGGGUCAGACUAGACCGGAGGGCUUGUGGCGGGGGCUGCCACAUUGCUCCGGGCAAGGCGGUGCUGCUCGGCCCGCCUCCCUAUUCUCCAGACCCCCCGAACUCGCCAGCGGCCGGCGCUCCUGGAGGCGCCGAGCGGAGGAGGAACGCUGCUAGCGGCUGCCUCGGUGUGCCCCCGCUGUUCCCAGCUGGGUGGCUCUGGCUCUUCUGUCCUUCCACACCAGGUCCAGGGAGCUCGUCCUGCUCUGUCCACCACGGAGUGGAUGAAGUUUGGCGUUCUGGUUUGCAGGAUGUAGUCGCCAAGGUUACUCCUGGCGAUAAAAGGAAUGUAGCCUUUGGUCACGAUUCGCCAAAGGAGCUGCCCCGUCCCCAGGCCAGCAUACUCCAUGGACCUGGAUGGCGACUUCCCUAGGAGCAGAGGGCUUGGCCAUGGAGGAGCAGACCAGGAAUGGUGUGAAGCCUCCUUCCUGGAGGCCAAACUUGGGCAGAGUUUGUGGUGCAUUUCUCCACCGGCAGCAAACUGUGCCUGCAGCCUGGGACCCAGGGCUCAGAGCGUGGGUCUUUGCCGCUAGAUCACUCAUGCAGAGUCCUCUCCAGAAGGACUGGGUGGGGAGGGAUGGGGUAAAAAUAGCAUUGCUCAGGCCUAGGGACAGAGGUGGUGGCCCGGCCAAAUCGCAGGAUCUCCAGACGAGCCAAGGGGUGUGUGGUACUGAAGAAGGCCUCAGCUUCAACUUAAAGCUGGCAGAAGCAAGUCUGGCCCAGGUAGCUGGCAGAAAACGGGAACAAGAGGCCAAUCAAGACCAAGAAGGGUCCCAAGGGACACUCCUGGCAAAGGCCCCCGAUGCCCAUGCCCCCAACUGCUGAAGCCGGGGGGGGGGAAACUCACAGAGGCCUCACCUUCGCUCAACAUGCCUUGGCUCUGCCUGGCAGCCUCGUCCUUCGCCAUCGAAUAUUGAGGGUGUUAUCAUAAUACCCUGAAGGGGGGGAAAACGGGUCGGGGGAUGUAGGCGGUGCUGAAAUGACCGGCUUUGAAGAACCUGCAGGCAAAGUUUCGUCCAAUCGUCUGAGCCUGUCCUCUUAUUCCCGGUUGUAACUAAAUACUGCUGCGAGCGGAGCCGAAGCCCUUUGUUGGAGAUGUGUGAGCGCAGUCUCUACAGAGCGGGCUAUGUGGGCUCGCUCCUGAAUCUGCAGUCGCCCGACUCCUUCUACUUCUCCAACCUGCGGCCGAAUGGCGGCCAGUUGGCCGCGCUUCCCCCCAUCUCAUACCCGCGCGGCGCGCUGCCCUGGGCCACCACGCCCGCCUCCUGCGCCCCAGCGCAGCCUGCCGGUGCCACCGCCUUCGGCAGCUUCUCACAGCCCUACCUGGCUGGCUCUGGGCCUCUUGGCUUGCAGCCUCUGGGCGCCAAGGACGGACCCGAAGAGCAGGCCAAGUUUUAUACGCCAGACGCGGCCGCCGGGCCAGAGGAGCGUGGCCGUGCCAGGCCCUCCUUCGUCCCCGAGUCUAGCCUGGCCCCCGCGGCCGCUGCUCUCAAAGCGGCCAAGUACGACUACGUGGGUGUGGGCCGUGCUGCGCCGGGCUCUGCAGCCCUGCUCGAAGGGACCCCGUGCGCCGCCGGCUUCAAGGACGACGCCAAGGGCCCGCUCAACUUGAACAUGACAGUGCAGGCGGCAGGCGUCACCUCUUGCUUGCGACCUUCGCUGCCGGACGGCCUGCCGUGGGGGGCGGCCCCGGGGAGAGCCCGCAAGAAGCGGAAACCCUACACCAAGCAGCAGAUUGCGGAGCUGGAGAACGAAUUCCUCCUCAACGAAUUCAUCAACCGGCAGAAGCGCAAGGAAUUGUCCAACAGGCUUAACCUCAGCGACCAGCAGGUCAAAAUUUGGUUCCAGAACCGGCGUAUGAAGAAGAAGCGCGUGGUGCUGCGCGAGCAGGCGCUGGCGCUAUACUAGUCCGGAGGGUGGCCACCGCCCCGCGGGUCCGGAUCUGCCUUUUAGAGCCAAGGCCUGGUGUGGAGGAAGAGCUGAAACUGGGGCUUUUCCUUCCCCUUCUUCUCCGCUGUUCCCAGGUACCCUCCCGCUCAGUAUGCAGCCCCAGAAGCCAGCAGACUUGGAGACCUGGCCAGUUGGGCCUUUACGCUUUCGCCUUUUUCAGAGGGGCAUGAGAAGGUUGCAACACAACCUUGGCCUUGAGUUUUCCCGAGUAGGGGUCACCUGUUCUAGCCCUUGGCUGGGAUAUUUACACUGGGCCUCGCUGUAGCUCCCUCGUAGUUGAAUUUCACCUUCCACCUGGUUAGUUUCCCUUUUUCCUUCUCCCCAGCCCUUCUGUAUUUAGCAAGGGCCUAACUCAGAGUGGAAUUGAAUUUAAGAAGGCCUCCUGGGCGUAGUGGAAAGGGCUGAGGGCACAAUUGUGUCUCUUUUCAUCCAAAGCUUCUUGUGGCAAAGCCAGAGUGUCAACUCUGGAAGAAGGAAAGAUGGCACCAUUCCCCCUCCUCUCUGCCCUGGCUGGUUAGGGAGGACAAAAGCCAGCCUAGACCUUUAGAUUUUGGGAGGAAAGCGGAGGGGAGGGACAGGGUGGCAGGACAAACUCCAGAGACACCUCUGAGUUCAGAAUGAGUUGGCCCCUCCAGCUGGGCGGAAUGGACUGGAUACUUCCUUCCCGUGGAUGGGACUAGGUAGGCUGGGGCUCCACAGCAAACUGCAAUCUCCAGAGAGGACUGGUAAAAUUCCCUACUUCUCCCAGCUCCUUACACAUGCCUAGGCCAGAGCCCUGCACUCUGUAACUGGACCCCCAGAGCUGAGUUCUGGUGAGAAGAGCUGCUAGUCUCCUUUGAAGCUAGGUUGCACUAGGAGGAAGGAAAAAUAUCCAGGGGGUAGAGAAGGGAGUGAACCAGGAGGGGGGGGGGUCCUACAUUCCAACUGUAAAUAAGGCUUUCCUGUCUUGGUGAGUAGAGGUGUUGAAGACAACAUGUCUUUCUUUCUUGAAUUACCAUAAUGGGUCACUGCAGGGAGAGAUGAAAUCUCCUCCACAAGUCAGGGGAUGAGGAAGGAGCCCCCUCAGACCCUCAGCUCCUGGUCGCUGCUCUUGAUAAGUAGAGAGGAGCAGAAGUUCCCCUCUCUUCACCCUCUCCACCACCCGCAAACUCCUCCAGGGGCCCAGCCACUGUGCCCUUUCUAAGGCCCUGUCUGGCCUGCCCCAGAGAAGUCUUUGAGACCCUGGGCCCUGCCCUGGAGCUUGCUUUGUGGAGGCUGGGGUUCCUGAAUGCCAGAUGGAGUUGUUCUGGGUGUGCUGGGGUGUCCUACCUUAACAUCAGUGAACCCAAGGGCCCCUCCAAGCUCCUUCUACCUACCAUCCCUGCCUCUUCUCCCUCUCCUUCUGAGAAGUAGCGCCCCCCCCCCAACUCCUAGCAAGAUGUACGACAGCCAGAGAAUUGAAGAUUCCUUCCCAAAGUCCAGUGACUUAUUUUCAUUGGAGGACCAGGCCCUAGCUCUGGAGUGGGCACCUCACAGGGAGCCCUGAGUCUCAGCCCAACUGGUCUCAGUUGAUGUUUAUACUAACUGCAUUUUCUCUGCUAUCUAAUAGUUGUUGUGCAUGUUUCCUUUUGUUUUGAUUUUGUCAAAAGCAACAGCUUGUAUAUAUCAGACACAUAGAAAUGUUUUGGGUGGAAAUAAAUAUCCAGGUCCCAGCCAAGGGACUGAUGUCGAUUUUUCAAAA